CAUUUCCGUUAUAAAUAGCUCCCCAGACUACACUCAUUCAACCAAGAACACAGAUAAUAAUAACAUUUGUUGCUAAACAAGAGGUAUUCAAGUAUGUCUUGCUGCGGAGGAAAUUGUGGGUGUGGAUCAGACUGCAAAUGUGGCAAUGGCUGCUCCGGGUGCAAGAUGUAUCCAGACAUGAGCUAUGCAGAGGAGAGCAGCAACAAAGAGGCACUUGUGUUUGGUGUUGCACCCAAGAAAGAGUAUGUUUUUGAGGGAUCAGCAGAGAAUGGAGGAUGCAAGUGUGGAUCAAACUGCAGCUGUGACCCUUGCACCUGCAACAAAUGAUCUACUCCUACUAAUACUACUAGCUCUCUAAAUCUUGUCUCUGUCAUGUAGAAGCUAUCCACAGCCUCUACUUCUGUGUUCGCUGGAUGUGUGUGUAAUAAUAAUACUCAAGUGGCUGUGAUACACUGACCUUGUAUCAACUAAGCCAUUCUUGUGCAACUUUAAGUGGUUAUGUAUAAAUGUUUCUGUCUUAAUUAAGGGCUAUUAUGUUGUGUUUAUCAA
Messenger RNA from Daucus carota subsp. sativus, 549 nucleotides. RefSeq names its product metallothionein-like protein type 2, MT2-18. Bases 94 to 327 code for a protein of 77 amino acids. The record is from RefSeq and is a predicted model, not a curated record. Gene Ontology annotation, molecular function: metal ion binding. The transcript is spliced from 2 exons. Lineage: Eukaryota; Viridiplantae; Streptophyta; Magnoliopsida; Apiales; Apiaceae.